Saxophila tyrrhenica is the source of this 927-nucleotide messenger RNA. RefSeq lists its product as uncharacterized. Lineage: Eukaryota; Fungi; Ascomycota; Dothideomycetes; Mycosphaerellales; Extremaceae. The record is from RefSeq and is a predicted model, not a curated record. The coding region runs from base 1 to 927 and encodes 308 amino acids. The transcript has a single exon.
AUGGCCGUGACGAUGGCCAAGAAGAUGACGAAGAGGCUGUCCAAGUACAGGAGCAUGGUGGCGGACAUGCACAUGAACGGGACCAUCGAUAGCGACACGUUCGAGCGCUUGACCAAGACCAUAGACGCGAACCCGAUCAGGUCCAUCCAGGAGGUCAGCGCCAUAGACCGAGAACUCGAUGAUAUUGCCGGCCAUGCCCUAGCGCCUCUCGACCUCGACCCCGUGCCCGAGAUCCCGCAGAUCUGCGUCGACGAGGUCAGCAGCGACUACGAGCCGACGCCGCUUGCCGAUGUCGAGCCCGACAAGUGGACCGUACUCGACGCCCCGCCGAUCAUCGAGACCGAGAACGACAACUUGGACCAGGACGCGAGCCGAAGCACGGACGUCAACGAGAACAGGAACGAGAUCGAGCCUGAGAGCAAGAGCGUGAGUGAGACCGCGCCCGAGUCUGAGAGCUCGGACGGCCACCUAUUCCCGACCUGCGUCAGGUGCUUGUCCGCGACCAUGAUCAAGUUCUCGUCCGGCAGCGUGCCUGCAAUGCCGACCCCCACCGCGGAUACGUACGACAACGCCGUCGUGAUGACCCUCUGCCUCAUGUGCGAGGUUGAGGACGAGCAGCUCAACGACGUCGACGACGUGGACAAGAAGAAGUACGCGAGCUCGUCCCGCGCCAUGAACUCGUUCCGCACCUUGAAGCUGAACCCGGCGCUGAUCAAGGGCUCAGACGUGCUCAAGGCCGCGGAGUUGAUCGUGGGCGAGCCCGUGACCACCAUGAAGUCCGACUCCAAGCUUAUGUUCGUGACCAGAGACCUCAUCAAGUCGAAGAUCGGCGUCUCGGACAGGAUGUCGAGCAUGAAUCUGUCCAAGGUCGAGAGCGGGGAUGCGUCCCAAGUCAAGCUCCCGUACCUGUCCGGAGGCUUCUUCUAG